AUCAUGGCUGCCACUUAGAUAUUUCCGGGUCAUUUCAUUCAGUUAGGAACCUUCCUAAGCAAAAAAGACUAUUCGGACACAGCUUGAAUUUCUGACUGAACCCAAGAAAGAUUCAACAGAGGAGUGACUUGCACAAUUCUGAGGCAAGUAUAUACAAUUUAUGGUGUUAUCAAACACACAGAUAAGGCAGAUAAACCCAGCAUUUAAUGAAAUGUCAGCUAGUGUCUGUUUCUUGGCUUUAUUACAUGUUCACCUUUAAGUAAGUAAAGUUAUAUUUUUGAGAUUAAAUGAUUAAUUAGUUGUACAAAUAAUUAUUGUUAAAAUAACACUGCAGGUGGGCUCUAAAGAAAGACAGUUCAGAAGCUUUGUGACCGCUGAAUCGGAGCCAUUGCCACCAGCCUACUGAUGCCCUAUGAUUUAUGACAGCAGGGGACCCAUUACCACAGUCUCAGGCAGACAGACACGCAUGCAUCAGUGCUACUUCCGCCGAUGACAUUUUCGAGGUCAGCUGGUGGCUUAUUUAUCUGAGGAAGAUGGCAUUAAAAAAUCAGCUACUUCCUCCCCCUUUGUGCUCUUUUGCUGGUAAGUAGUACACAGGAGGGUAGCUGCAGUAUGGGAAUAACAUCAUUACCUGAAUACAGCUCAAGGACAGCUAUUACAGCCCUCCAUUCUGGCUCUCCUCAUAAAGAUGUCGUGUUAAAUCUUGCAGGGUGCUGGGGCAUAUGUGGAUUGACAUCAUGAUUAUUAAAAGUAAUGUGCAAAAGAAUUGCAUCCCUACCAUCCACGUGCCUGGAGAGGGCAAAGGGAAUAAAGGCAUGCUUAUGUAGAUUUCUCCAGAAGCCAGAUCGGAGCGCUCUCGGCCACUCAAUCAAAACUAAAAAACAAAGGUCAACCAACGAGGAAUCCCUCAAGUGCAAGAUUUCUUUUGAAAAAAUUUUGUCAAAUAAUUGUGGACUGUCUGCCUUUAGAGCUUUCCUGAUGGCUGAGUUCAGUGAGGAAAACCUUGCUUUUUACCUAGCCUGUGAGGAAUACAGAAUAAUCAAGUCCUCUGCCACACUGUCAGCCGAGGCAAAGAGCAUCUAUGAUGAAUUCAUAGUGGAUGGUGCACCUCAAGAGGUCAAUAUUGAUCAUGAGACGAGAUGUGUCACAAAAUGCAACUUAGAACGGCCUACCCUGACCUGCUUCGACUUAGCUCAGCACCAAAUAUACACCCUUAUGGAGAAAGACUGCUACCCACGCUUUCUGAGGUCCGCAGCGUACCAAGACCUCCUUAAAACCCAAAGCAACUGGCAGCAGUGGCAUGCUACGAAGACAAGCUCUUGAAGAUGCUAAGGCGUGUGUCAGACCAGGAAAAAUGCAUCUCCUUAAGAGAGAUGCCCAGGCAUGACAGGGCCACUCACCGAGGAUGUGAGACACUGGCCCUGCCACGAGAGGCUCAGUGCAAUGAUCUCAGGUGCCUGUUUAUAACGGCGUCAGACACCAAAUACCAAAGAGUUCUGUAACACUGAGGCUGUGCUCUGCACCAGCGAUGUGGUGACAUCUUGUUGAGAACAGAGCAUGAGAAAGGAGGAAGGCUAAAAAGUAUACUUGUCACUACGAGUGACCAUUUAGGAGGCAUUCUGUGAAUAUUUUAUGGGUGGAAAUCGGAGGAGAGUAGACCUGGAGAAACACAUUUAUGAAAUAUAAAUGUUAUUAUUUCCAUGUCAGUUAUGAAAAUAUGGACACAGCAUUAUGCAAGUAUUUAACAUUACUAGACAGGGGUACUGUUUAUUUACCACAUUUUUAAACAAAAGUGAAUGAAAUACUGAAAAAUUACUCGAUUUUUUUUCUAAAAGGGAUAAAUCUAAUAACUAAUCUUUUGAACCAUCUAACAUUAACAAUGUGUAUUACUUAGAACUUGAAUGCAUGUAAGAAGACUAAAAAUAAGUCCAGUGCUCCAACAAAAGUAGCAUCUGGUGCAGUGCAGUCCAAGCUUUCAACUUUACAAUCCCAGUUUUAAUUUUGUUACUGUGAUUGCAUAAUGGAACGUUUCCGACUAGACAUAAUAAAGCACUAAUGGUUUGACAGAA
Anguilla anguilla (European eel) is the source of this 2069-nucleotide messenger RNA. RefSeq names its product regulator of G-protein signaling 5-like. Bases 754 to 1323 code for a protein of 189 amino acids. The record is from RefSeq and is a predicted model, not a curated record. NCBI's taxonomy places the organism in Eukaryota, Metazoa, Chordata, Actinopteri, Anguilliformes, Anguillidae. The transcript has 6 exons.